AUGUCUCUCUCCAACACUUUUAGUCUCUUUCUAUCCUCGUCUCUUAAUCUCUCCAAUCAUUUAAAUCUCUUUCACAGUCUUAGUCUUUCGAUCCAAUCUCGCUCUAACACUUUUAGUCUCUUUCUAUCCUCGUCUCUUAAUCUCUCCAAUCAUUUAAAUCUCUUUCACAGUCUUAGUCUUUCUAUCCAAUCUUUCACUCACCGUCUCGAAUUUCUCAAUUCUCUAUUCAAUUUAUUUUUUUCUCGACUAUCAUUUUUUUCUAUCGCCACAAGUUUCUCUCCUCAGACAUCGCAACACUCUCCGAUUCUACUCUGUCAGUCUGUUUGUCUGUCUGUCUUUUUCUCUUCCCCCCUCACUCUCUAUCUUUCAUUCUACUCCUCACUUUCCUACUUCUUUCUCUUUGUUAUUAUCCCAACUACUCUCUAUUUUCUACUCUCUCUUUUAUAUUCUUUCGUUUCUACUCUCUCUGUUCUACUCUCUCUGUUCUACUCUCUCUGUUCUACUCUCUCUGUUCUACUCUCUCCCUUUUCUACCCUCUUGUUUCUACACUCUUUUUUCCUACUCUCAUUUCUAUCUCUGCUCUUCUCUCUCUUUUCUACUUUCUCGUUUCUACUCUCUCUUUUCUACUCUCUCUUUUCUACUCUUCCGUAUCUACUCUCUCCCUUUUCUACUCUCUCGUUUCUACUCUCCCUCUUUUCUCUUCUCUUGUUUCUACACUCUUUUUUACUACUCUCUCUUUUCUAUCUCUUUUCUACUCUCUCGUUUCUAUCUCUUUUCUACUCUCUCGUUUCUACUCUCUCUGUUCUAUUCUCUCUUUUCUACUCUCUCGUUUCUACUCUCUCUCUUUUCUACUCUCUCUUUUCUACUCUCUCUUUUCUACUCUUCCGUUUCUACUCUCUCUUUUAUAUUCUUUCGUUUCUACUCUCUCUGUUCUACUCUCUCCGUUCUACUCUCUCCCUUUUCUACUCUCUUGUUUCUACACUCUUUUUUCCUACUCUCAUUUCUAUCUCUGCUCUUCUCUCUCUUUUCUACUUUCUCGUUUCUACUCUCUCUUUUCUACUCUCUCUUUUCUACUCUCUCUUUUCUACUCUCUCUUUUCUACUCUUCCGUUUCUACUCUCUCUUUUAUAUUCUUUCGUUUCUACUCUCUCUGUUCUACUCUCUCUGUUCUACUCUCUCCGUUCUACUCUCUCCCUUUUCUACCCUCUUGUUUCUACACUCUUUUUUCCUACUCUCAUUUCUAUCUCUGCUCUUCUCUCUCUUUUCUACUUUCUCGUUUCUACUCUCCCCCUUUUCUCUUCUCUUGUUUCUACACUCCUUUUUACUACUCUCUCGUUUCUAUCUCUUUUCUACUCUCUCUCUCUUUUCUACUCUCUCGUUUCUACUCUCUCGUUUCUAUCUCUUUUCUACUCUCUCUCUCUUUUCUACUCUCUCUGUUCUAUUCUCUCUUUUCUACUCUCCCUCGUCAGUUUCAACUUUGAACUCUUUUCUCAACUCUCCUCGUUUAUACUUUUCUCUUUCUUUUCAACCUAGUCGCCACUUUCUGAGCUUUCCUUUACAUUUUGAACCUUCCGCCUUACACUCCCUUAGAGACUUCAUUGAGUUCUCUCUAUCACCCUCGUACUCGCUUCAUUCCAUUCCAAUCUCUCUUUCUUUGCUCUUACAUUUUACAAUCAUUGCCGCUCUCCAUCUCCAAGCACCUUACUCUCCCCUCUCUCUCGCCUCGCCCAACUCUAGCUUUCAAUCUUCAAUGCUUGUCUCAUUACCGACACUGUCGUGCGGAUCCUCUGUUGGCGUUGUUGUGGAAUCCGCUUUCGCGAAAGCAGGCAGGAAUAGCAGCAGCAGCAGCAGCAUAUGCCGUAAUUUCACAAUAAUCUAUCUAUCUAUCUAUCUAUCUAUCUAUCUAUCUAUCUAUCUAUCUAUCUAUCUCUACACACACACAUAUAUAUAUGUCAUACACUUCCUUAAUUAUUUCUUCUUCUUCUUCUUCUUCUUCUUCUUCUUCUUCUUCUUCUUCUUCUUCUUCUUUUAA
Acanthosepion pharaonis is the source of this 2031-nucleotide messenger RNA. NCBI's taxonomy places the organism in Eukaryota, Metazoa, Mollusca, Cephalopoda, Sepiida, Sepiidae. The record is from the annotation of a GenBank genome assembly.